UGCUACUAAAAGUUUGUUGCCAACCGCCAAUAACACCAACAAGAAGAAGAAGAAGAAUUGUUCUUCCGGUGAUAGAGGUCAGCUCUUUUGAACGGACGUAACAGGUAUCCCUGAAAAUCGACGAAAGCCACCAAAAAUAUGUCUCACACCAUCCUGCUGGUGCAGCCCACGAAGAGGCCAGAGGGUCGGACAUAUGCUGAUUAUGAAUCCGUCAACGAAUGUAUGGAAGGAGUUUGUAAGAUGUAUGAGGAGCAUUUAAAGAGAAUGAACCCCAACAGUCCAUCAAUAACAUAUGACAUCAGUCAACUGUUUGACUUCAUCGAUGACCUCGCUGACCUCAGCUGCUUGGUGUAUCGUGCCGACACACAGACGUACCAGCCUUACAACAAGGACUGGAUCAAGGAGAAGAUCUAUGUGCUGCUUCGUCGUCAAGCCCAGCAAGCAGCCAAGUGAAGCUCCUGAGAAGAUCCGGGGGGGUGUUUAUUAGCUGUGUUUUUUCUGUGCUCUUUUCUCAUGGGGAGUGUAUUUUAUAUGUCCUUGUUUGACUCAUUAAUAAAGAUUCCUAUUAAAUAACACUA
This is a messenger RNA of Girardinichthys multiradiatus, 578 nucleotides long. RefSeq names its product enhancer of rudimentary homolog. The transcript has 4 exons. The coding region runs from base 139 to 453 and encodes 104 amino acids. The record is from RefSeq and is a predicted model, not a curated record. NCBI's taxonomy places the organism in Eukaryota, Metazoa, Chordata, Actinopteri, Cyprinodontiformes, Goodeidae.